AUGGGAAGAGCCUUCGCCUUUCUGCUGAUCCUGCUGGGGGCGCAGCUCGCGGCCUCCACCUUCAAAAUCUGCGCUUUCAACAUCCGCAGCUUUGGGAAGGCGAAAGCUGCAAACCGGAAGGUCAUGGGAGCCCUGGUCCAGAUCCUUUCUCGCUGCGAUAUCUCAGCCGUGCAAGAGGUCCGCGACGCUAAAGGCUCAGCGAUUCGGAUACUCCUGCAGGAACUGAACAGGUAUGAUCCUUCCCAUCACUACAGCUGCCUGGAGAGCAAGAGACUGGGGCGUGGCAGCUACAAGGAGCAGAAUGUCUUCGUCUAUCGGAUGGAUGUGGUCUCCGUUACCGACUGGUGCCAGUUUGGGGAAGAGGAUUCCGGUCCGUUUGAGGCCUUCGCCAGGGGCCCUUUCGCCGCCCGCUUCCAUUCUCCCAACACAGGUGUGACUCAGUUUCCCACCACAACAGGGACCCGGGAAAUCGCCCUCCCAGAGCCUCCUGUCUCCAUCUCGCUAGGAGACAGAGGAAGCGUGGGAAAAGAGGCCGUGAUUCGGGAUUUUAUGCCACUUUCCCACCCAAUCAGGGUCCCCAGGAUCAUCGUCCACGGAGACGAGCUCCUCGGGGCCGUUGUGGCCAGGUCGGCCAAGCCCUUCAAUUUCACGCACGCGCUCGGACUCUCUGAAGAAGAGGCCCUAGAAAUCAGUGACCACUACCCUGUGGAGGUGAAUCUAAAGCUAGCGCCAAAGGCCCAGCGCGAGCUCUGA
This is a messenger RNA of Gekko japonicus, 753 nucleotides long. Its product is annotated as deoxyribonuclease-1-like. The transcript is spliced from 6 exons. Gene Ontology annotation, biological process: DNA catabolic process. Lineage: Eukaryota; Metazoa; Chordata; Lepidosauria; Squamata; Gekkonidae. Gene Ontology annotation, molecular function: DNA nuclease activity. Gene Ontology annotation, cellular component: nucleus. The record is from RefSeq and is a predicted model, not a curated record. Bases 1 to 753 code for a protein of 250 amino acids.